AUGAUUGCAUGUAGGCGUUCAACUGUUGCACGUUCACUUCGAUUCAGCAAAUGGAAAGCUUUCCUGAGAGAGCGUAAAUCAUGCUAUCAUCUUACGAGGCGUACCAGUCAGCAACUCACUUUUGACAGUAUUAUACAUGAUCUCACACAACAAACUACAGCUGCAAAAAAGAUUAAUGAAGUUAAAUUUAAAGAAGUAAUCAAUUUUAAAUAUCUUCAGCAUAGCCGGCAAUCGGUAACUUCUGCUAGAAAGAACUCAGAGAGAAGCACAAGAUCAGAGAUUAUCGAAUUUCUCAUAGAAUGUGGAAUACCGUAUAGUCUAACUCCAUAUUUGGGUGAUAUUCGCACGAAAUGUUUGCACUGCAAGUCGCUGGACACAGCCUGCAUUUCAUUUCGUGACACCAGUAUAAUGUGCACUGCAUGUGGCCAUGCAACUACAUUCGACAUUUUCAAGAAGUUGCUGUUAGAAGAGGUCGAACAACAACCAGUGGAAGAGAAAAAACCAUUCGUUUUACGUCCAUUAUUACAAAAAGAUCCGAAAGAAGGCACGUGGAAAUACGUCACAGCGUUACAAGUACCAAAAAAAGAAGAGCUCACUGUGAAAGAAGGACGUGAAAAAGGCAACCAUUUGCCUGCAAUGGACGAUGCUAGUCGUUUGACCUAUUAUCUCAAUAUUUUUUUUCUUAUUAUUCAUAAAUUGGAGGAAGAUUUAGAUUCGGAUCUAUAUGAUAAAGUAAGUUACUUGGAUCUCAUAUCUCAAUACGAAGAAAAGGAGCGUCAAAGAAAAAUAAAAGAAGCAGAAGAUUUUCGCCUCUUGCGUGAACAGGCUGAUAAGAUAUCACCGCGCAUAUUUGACGACGAUCACAAUCCAAAACAUUCUUCUGAUGCUACAGGUAGUCCACUGAAUAUGUUUUCUGAUCCGACUCUUCGACUAAUCUGGAUGGAUGCAGUAGAUUUGCGUGAAUUAAAGGAUCACUCCGAGCAAAGCGAAUUCCUAGUACUUAGAAGACUUCUUGGCAUUGAUCGCAUAUCAUAUGAUACCCUUUCGCGAUAUCACAUCAAAGGACAUUUAGAUAAUUUUAUGAGAGCUGGAUUAUGCUAUCCAAGAUAUCGAGGGCCUAGCAGUCGUGUACGAUUACCAGCAGGGUUGAAAGUUAUUCGAAAAGUUGGUAGUGAUUGCUUGGAGAAGGAAAAUUAUCCUGGAUCGGAUACUGAAGGAAAAUCAUCGUUUUCGGGAAUUUUUGGCUAUCACUUGGUCACUGCAUUAGACCGGCGUAUUAUACUGACCACAAAUGAACGUGAUGCUCUGGCGGUAUUCGAAGCCACCGGUGGAAUGCUAUGUAUAGCGUUGCCCAAAGGUGAACAACUGGAUACAAGUGUACUUCCAUACUUGGAAGAUUUCGAUAUGGUUUAUCUUUGGUUUCCCUAUGUUCAGGAAAAAUAUGCAAAGGAUUAUGCAUCACUGUUGAAUGCUAAUCGUUGCUUCAUUGUUGACAACCAUGAGCGCCCAAUUGAACUGCUGCGUUCUGAUCGUAGACGUGAAAUUAAUAAAGCAAUUCGAGAGGAGUCGAUUCGUUUACGUGGCAAAGGAUUUCGUUCAUUAAUUGAUGUACGAAGUGAAUUGAAGUCUGAGUUGGUUAAAGAUCAGAUGAAGAUGAAUGGUGUUGCACAGUGGAAACGAUUUGACUUGCUGAACCGAUUUAUGCGUGGAUUUCGACCCGGAGAGAUGACCGUUAUAACAGGAGGUACAGGUUUCGGCAAGACAACAUUUCUUUGCGAAUAUGCUCUGGAUCUUCUUGUUCAAGGGGUUCGUACUCUAUUCUGCAGUUUCGAAAUGCCGGAUGAAAAAAUCCUGAAAUGGAUGCUUGUGCAAUUUGCAGCUUUUGUUAGACCAGCACAUCUGCGAAGUAUGGCGAAGUCUCGAACGGUUCAUAAUGGAGUGAAAUUACCUUUAUACAAAGUAGAACAUCAUCCAGCCGUUGAAUUAUGGAUUGAUCGUUUCGAAAGAACUAAAGGAGAAUUGAUUAUUAUGAAAGCAGAUGAAUUCCGGAAUCGUUCCGUCAAUCAGAUAGCCAGUGCGAUCAGAAAUCAAGUUAUAGCAGGUGAAAUCGAACACGUUGUAAUUGAUAAUUUACAAUUUCUAGUAGGCCUUGCAAUUUUGAACGAUGAGACAGCGAAUUCAUUCGAACGAUUCCAUCAGCAGGAUCGUUUUAUCGGUUUGAUGCGAAGUAUUGCCACUGAUUGUAUGACACAUAUUACAAUGGUAGUCCAUCCUCGAAAAACCAAUGGUGGCGAAGAUCUCGACAUACAUCAUUUCGGAGGUUCGGGACGAGUUACUCAAGAGGCGGAUAAUAUUUUUGCAAUACAACGUCGACGAGAUGAAGCUGACCGACGUAGAUUCCGUAAAUUUUUAUAUAUUCUGAAGAAUCGAUAUGGUCAAAGAAAAGUUGAGGAUGAUACGAUUGAAAUGAUCUUUCAACCGGCUACAUACACACACACGUUGGUUGACCUAUCUGUAGGUCCAGUGAGCUCAUCCUCUAAGUGA
Messenger RNA from Acanthocheilonema viteae, 2544 nucleotides. NCBI's taxonomy places the organism in Eukaryota, Metazoa, Nematoda, Chromadorea, Rhabditida, Onchocercidae. The record is from the annotation of a GenBank genome assembly.